This is a messenger RNA of Leptosomus discolor (cuckoo roller), 4807 nucleotides long. The record is from RefSeq and is a predicted model, not a curated record. NCBI's taxonomy places the organism in Eukaryota, Metazoa, Chordata, Aves, Leptosomiformes, Leptosomidae.
AUGGACUCCUCAUCUGUCCAGCAAGAUGUUCACUUGGAGAACAGAAGCAGUAGUAGGGCCCUUAGCAGCUCUGAAGAACUUCUGGAUUGUGAAGUCAAGUCAGAUUUGCCAGUUACAACAGAUGAAAUUAAUACUACCAGUAUGAAUGUCAACGAAGUGCCAAAUGAAGAGGGAAGUCUGGAGAUAGACAGCAAAGUGGACGUCUGCCAGAAUGGGCCAGAGUCGCUCUUCCCUGACUCUUCUGUAUCUUUUGACCCCACCAGCAGAGCUCAGGGUCAAGAGUCGUCCCCAGGUGUGACUGGUUUCCAUGACAGCCUAAGGAAGUCUCAGGGAACUAGUGCUGAGGGCAUAGUUCUUAGAAAAGAAGCUUUGCAGUCACUCAAACUAAGUCUUCCCAUGCAAGAAACUGAAUUGUGCUCAGUAGAGUCUUCACUCCCAUUGGAGAAAGAAGAGCAAAUAAGACUUCAAGCAAGAAGACGGCUAGAAGAACAGCUCAAACAAUACAGAGUGAAGAUUUUUAGUGAGUACCACACAACAGAUCUAGAUUCAUCGAAUCAGUCUACAUCCAAAAACCGGCCCUCCAGCACCCUAGAUCCUGAGCUGAUGUUAAAUCCAGAAAUCUUGCCAAGAGCUAGCACUGUAGCAAUGACGAAAGAAUAUUCCUUUUUGCGGACCAGUGUCCCCAGGGGGCCAAAACUGGGUAGCUUGGGACUUCCAGCAUCAUCAAAAGAGAGAAGAAGUUCAAAAUCUAAGCCCAGUAAGAUCCGGUCCUUGGCUGACUACAAAACUGAAGAUUCAGGCUCUGGAAAUGCUACUGGGAAUUUUGUAGCUGCUGAUUUAUCUGGUGGGACUCUGAAGCAAAGCAGAAGUGGUCCAACAUCAGUUGUUUCUGAGAUUAGUCUGUCCUCUGACACAGAUGAUCGAAUAGAGACUUCUUCCUUGGCAGGAGAUAGCAUUUCAGAGAUUGAUGGGAGUGAAGUGGGAAUGAGGCUGGAUGGAAAUGAGAGUGACAGCUCUACCUACAGCAGUGUGUCAGGAAAAGGGCUGUAUAACAGCUUACAGAAUGCAGAAGGCAAACAGGGUAUUCUGUAUACAAUAAACGGCCAGAAGAUACAUCCUGAUGCAAUGGGGCAAUUUCCUUCAAUCAGUGAGGUGCUACAGGCUGCAGCAGUGGAGCAUCAAGCCCAAGGGCAAGAAGUUAAUGGGGAAGUACGGAGUAGGAGAGACAGUAUUUCUAGCAGUGUUUCUAUGGAAAGCUCUAUCGCAGGAACUCAUGACGAAAUGUUGCAGGUUCUGAAGGAGAAGAUGAGACUUGAAGGACAAUUAGAAGCACUCUCACUAGAAGCUAAUCAGGCUCUCAAAGAGAAGACUGAGCUACAAGCCCAGCUUGCAGCUUUGAACAUGAAGCUUCAGGCACAGAUGGAGCACAGCCAAAACAGCCAGCAGAAGCAGGAAUCUCUGAGCUCAGAAGUGGCCACGUUAAAGCAGUCUUGCUGGGAUCUGGAACGAGCAAUGGCUGACCUGCAAAAUACCUUGGAAGCAAAGAAUGCUAGUUUGGCUUCUUCAAAUAAUGAUUUGCAGUUAGCAGAGGAGCAGUACCAAAGACUCCUGAUGAAGGUUGAAGAUAUGCAAAAAAAUGUUCUCACCAGAGACAGCACAGUUCAUGAUCUGCGACAGCAAUUGGCUUCCUUACAGAACCAGCUUCAGAAGGUGCAGCUGGAACGGACCACACUGACCAAUAAGCUAAAGGCAUCUGAAACAGAAAUCACAUCACUCCAGAAUGUGCGGCAGUGGUACCAGCAGCAGCUUGUACUAGCACAGGAGGCACGUGUCAGGCUGCAGAGUGAGAUGGCCAAUAUACAGGCUGGGCAAAUGACUCAAGCGGGUAUGUUGGAACAUCUCAAACUAGAGAAUGUGGCACUGUCUCAGCAGCUGACUGAAACUCAGCACAGAUCCAUAAAAGAAAAGGAACGUAUUGCAGCACAGCUGCAAAAUAUUGAGGCUGACAUGUUAGAUCAAGAAGCUGCCUUCAUGCAGAUCCAGGAGGCUAAAACCAUGGUGGAAGAAGACUUGCAGAGAAAACUAGAGGAGUUUGAGGAUGAGAAGGAACAGCUUCAGAAAAUGGCUGAUUCUGCAGCAACAUUGGAGCAAGACUUGGAACAGGUCAAGCUGACUUUGCAUCAACGAGAUCUGCAGCUUGAGUCUUUACAGCAAGAACACCUAGACCUAAUGAAGCAAUUCACUCUGACCCAAGAGAUGUUGAACACCAAAGAGCAGUCCCUAGAUGACCUUCAGACACAGUAUGAUGAACUGAAGGCCAGAUUAGAAGAAUUCCAAAGUGACGCUACUUCUAAAGAUGACAUGAUCCAGUAUUUGCAGAAUGAGAAGAUUGUCUUGGAAGUAGCUCUGCAGGCAGCAAAAGCAAGCAAAGAGCAACUUGACGAAGGAGCAAUGCGCCUUGGAGAAGACACAGAAGUAGCAUCAGAAAUCUUGGAACAUCUGAGGCAAGAAAUGGCAGUCAAGUCGAGCCAGAUAGAAAAUCUGCAACAAGAAAAUGCCAGCCUUAAAAAACAGGUUCAAAAAGUGAAGGAACAGUUCCUGCAGCAGAAGGUAAUGGUGGAAGCUUAUCGAAGAGAUGCAAGUUCUAAGGACCAGCUGAUUAGUGAACUGAAAGCUACAAAGAAGCGGCUGGACUCAGAAGUGAAAGAGUUAAAACGAGACCUACUAAAAAUUCAAGUUGAAAAACAGUCACUUGAAUCGGAACAUUCGAAACUACAGAAGGAAGUAUCUCAGGUUCAGCAGCAGAUGGUGGAAAUAGAGAAUCAUCUUCAGUCAGUGCAGAAAGAACGAGAUGAUAUGGAAACACGCCUACAGUCUUUGCAGUUUGAUAAGGAACAAAUGACAUCUCUUGCUGAGGCAAAUCAGGCAUUAAAACAACAAGUAGAACACAUGCAAGAAGAAGCAAAAAAGGCCAUUACUGAGCAGAAACAGAAAAUGAAGCGUCUAGGGUCAGAUCUGACGAGUGCUCAGAAAGAGAUGAAAGUAAAACACAAAGCCUAUGAGAAUGCAGUUGGCAUCCUUAGUCGUCGGCUACAGGAAUCCCUCGCUGCAAAGGAAUCUGCCGAAGCAGAGUUGAGCAAGCUAAAAUCUCAGAUCACUGAUGGUGGAAACAACCAGAUUGCUCAAGAAAGGAUUCAAGCUCUGGAGACAGAAUUGCAAGCUGUUAGCAGUAGUAAGUUGAUGCUGGAAAAAGAGUUGCAAGAAGUGAUUUCACUUACCAGCCAGGAGCUUGAAGAAUACAGAGAGAAAGUGCUGGAGCUUGAGGAUGAGCUUCAGGAAUCUAGAGGCUUCAGGAGGAAGAUAAAACGUUUAGAAGACAUAAAUAAGAAGUUGGCCCUUGAACUGGAGCAUGAACGUGGAAAACUUACAGGUCUCAGUCAGUCCAAUGCCGCUUUGCGGGAGCACAACAAUAUCCUUGAAACCGCAUUAGCAAAAAGAGAGGCAGACUUGGUACAACUGAAUCUACAGGUUCAGGCAGUCCUAAAGCGGAAAGAGGAAGAGGAUCAGCAAAUGCAACAACUUAUUCAAGCUUUACAGGCUUCCUUAGAGAAAGAAAAGUCAAAAGUUAAAGAACUUAAGAAGCAGGAAGCAGCAGCCAAAGUGGAUGCAGCACAUAACCGCCGUCACUACAAAGCUGCUGUGCUCGAGCUCAGUGAAAUCAAGAAAGAGCUACAUGCCAAAGAACUGCUUGUCCAAGCCCUUCAGGUUGAAGUGGACAAACUGCAGGUAGAGGAUGAAAAACGUUCCCAGGAGGUAUCACAGUUUCAGCAAGAGCUGGCAGAAGCCAGGUCUCAGCUCCAACUUCUGCAGAAAAAGCUGGAUGACAAGCUCACUGAACAGCCUGUAGUAAGCCAAGAGGUGGAAGACCUCAAGUGGGAAGUAGAACGAAAAGAAAGAGAUAUCGAAACACUUAGGCAGCAGUUGGAUAUGAGUGAACAGCGCAGCCACAAGGAGUUAGAAGGGAUACAAGUUGUCUUGCAGAAUAUCAAGGCUGAGUUGGAAAUGGUGAGGGAAGACCUAUCAGCGACUCAGAAGGAUAAGUUUAUGCUGCAGGCUAAAGUGACAGAACUGAAGAACAGCAUGAAGUCUCUGCUGCAGCAGAACCAGCAACUGAAGUCGGACCUGAAGCUCGGCAAGAUGAAGAAGAGGAAGGAAGUGAAAGGAGAGAAUAACUCUUCAAAUCCUGUGACUCCAGUCAAGAUUCCUGAUUGUCCAGUGCCUGCUGCCUUACUGGAAGAACUGUUGAAACCAUCGACAGCUGUGAGCAAGGAGCCUUUAAAAAAUCUGAACAGCUGUCUUCGGCAAUUGAAGCAAGAAAUGGACAGCCUUCAGCGUCAGAUGGAGGAACACACCAUUACAGUACAUGAAUCAAUGUCCUCGUGGACUCAGAUUGAGGGACAGCUAAUGGACCUUACCUCUACCGGUCCUGCAACUGCGUCAGACCAGCAGGAGGUUCCUACUGUAGAUGAAAAGAAAGAGAAUUGUAGUGUUAGUGACAAGGAAGCUUUGACGCUAUAACCUCCUUAUCAGUUGUCUUUCUUCCUAUUGCUUUAAGUAUGUAAACAAAUCUUUAUCAAAAUUAUUUAUUUAUUUCAUUUUCAAAAACGGUGUUCAGAGUUGUGCUUUUGCCUAUAGAAGCAAAGGUCAUGGUUUGAGAAACUGGUGUGAUUAAAUGCAGAUCAUGCCAUUCCACGGGUUUGUUUCAAACCUUACCAUAAUAAUUCUGUCAUGUUGGGGACUGCCAAGU